Messenger RNA from Colossoma macropomum (tambaqui), 636 nucleotides. RefSeq names its product acyl-CoA binding domain containing 7 (gene acbd7). Gene Ontology annotation, molecular function: fatty-acyl-CoA binding. The coding region runs from base 117 to 383 and encodes 88 amino acids. The record is from RefSeq and is a predicted model, not a curated record. The transcript has 4 exons. NCBI's taxonomy places the organism in Eukaryota, Metazoa, Chordata, Actinopteri, Characiformes, Serrasalmidae. Gene Ontology annotation, biological process: fatty acid metabolic process.
CGCUCGCUCCGCCACACUGCGUCUCUGCCCGAUGUGACCGUAAGCUGUAAUUCAUCAGCAGAUCUGCGCUGCUUUAGAGAGGACGCAGUGAGUCUCCUGCACGCUCGCCUGACAACAUGACUCUGCAGAAGGAGUUUGAGCAAUACGCAGACGAUGUGAAGAAAGUGAAGACCAGGCCGACUGACCAGGAGCUGCUGGACCUGUAUGGCCUCUAUAAGCAAGCUGUUGUUGGGGACGUUAACAUUGAUAAACCUGGAAUGGCUGACUUGAAGGGAAAAGCCAAGUGGGAUGCAUGGAAUUCCAGGAAAGGUAUGUCCAAAGACGAUGCCAUGACUGCCUACAUCGCCUUGGCCAAGGAAAGCAUCAAUAAAUACGGAAAGUGAUCCUCACAGCAGCUUAUAUUUUUAGAUUAAAUUUGCUUACAAACUAAAUAAUCAGUCAGAUUUGCACCUGAAUCCACAAAACAGUGGACAUAUUGUUUUAAUUUUUUGUCUAAUUUAGACAAUUAACUUUUUUAUUUACUUUUAUUCUUGAUAUUGUCACCUGAUUUGUCUUGACAUUUAACAGUUAGGCGAGGCCUAAAGAUGUAAAAGUAGUUUUUUUGCAUAGCUUAUAAAAAUAACGAGUACAUAAAAA